This is a messenger RNA of Trichobilharzia szidati, 2034 nucleotides long. The record is from the annotation of a GenBank genome assembly. Lineage: Eukaryota; Metazoa; Platyhelminthes; Trematoda; Strigeidida; Schistosomatidae.
AUGUCCGACGGUACACAACUAACAAUUGUCUAUCGUCCAUUUAAAAAAUUUGAAGACUUUUUUGAACACGGACGUCCACUAAUAGAUCCUAAACGUCCAAGAUUAUAUUUUUCAAGAAAAUUUGACUUCCUACUAAUUCUUUGCAUCAUUGCCAGUCUUAUACUUUGGUUGGCACAUAUCGCUUAUGUGAUAGUCCAUAGGCCAAUAGUACCAACACCGUCAAAUCAAGUAAUCUCCCAGUGUGCAGUUUACACCGGUGAAUGGAAUUCACAUGAAACAGUAUUACGUUACUGGUCUGUUCCGUAUGCUGUACCGCCAAUCAUCGGGAAAGAACAAUUAUUUCAAGAAGUAUUAAAUGACAUCAUUGAAAAGCAUCAUUUACAAUCGAAAGAUUUACGAUGGCAUCCAACCUAUUCUACUGGUGACGAUGAAUACUGUUUUCUAACAUUUGAUGAUCGAUGUACAUUUCAAAAUGCCCGGUGGUUUUGUAAUAUGCAUAAACCGACAAAUCGUAAACAUGCAUGCAUAGAACUUGAUUAUGAGAAUAAUAUUAAAGAGGGGACUUCAGAGAAUUGUCUACACAUGGAUAUAUCAACACCCCCAUUCAGCGGCAAAUUGUUGCCAGUGAUUAUUGUAUUAACUGGUUUCAAAUUUAUUCGUAAUCCAAUCAAUCCAUUGAAUGAACAAGAAACUGCCUAUAUUCCGAGUGAUUUGGCUGUAGUGAAUUCUGAAGCUGUCUGGGUAAAUGCUCGUUAUCGACUCGGUCCAUUAGGUGUAUUUUAUGAUUAUGAUAAAUUAGGAAAAGGGGGUGAAAAAAACGUUGAUGUCACUUAUUUUCUACUGCACGAUUUAAUGGCUAUCAUGAAUUGGGUACAAAAUAAUAUUGAUAGAUAUGGAGGGGAUAAGACGAAGGUGACUUUAUUAUGUCAUGGAUCAGGUGCAACCACGGCAUUAGCGCUAAUCCGACUACAAUCAACAUUAGCAUCAUCGGGUUGGUUUCAAGGUGUUUGGUUAGCUAGUGGUUCAGUUAACUGGCAUUUUGAUCAAUCACAAAAGAAUCCUGAAAAGUUUCUGCCUAAAGCUGUUUUAAGAAAGUUAUGUCCUGGUGAAUCGAAUCCGAUGGAAUACAAUAGUCGUCUUGUACAAUGUCUUAUAAAGUCGAAUAAAUUGAAAACUGAAGAUUUAAUGAAACUUCUUCAUGAAUUUUAUGAUGAUAAAUCUAUCCUUGCUAGUGCGUUACAGUUGAAAAAUUCUGAUAAUUCUCUAUGGUUUAUGCCGUCGUACAUGAAAAGGGAAGAUGAACCAAUCAAUUGGAAUGAGACAAUUUUACAGGAGGUUUUUACGCAAGACUAUACUACUGGAAAAAAUUCUUGGUUCAAAGGUGUUGUUUUCUCAUCAAUGGAGAAUGAAUUCAAUGGUCUCUAUGGGAGUGAUAAAUAUGCAAGUGUAGAAGCAUCAAAUGAUAUAACACAACUAGAAAAUGAUCUACUUACUAUCGGUUUCAAUAAAAGCACCUUAUCACAGUUAUCACAUAGAGUAAAUAAAAAACGUGGUGAUAUCUUAUUAAAUAUACUAUCUGCAUUAAAAUAUACAUGUCCACAAGCAUGGCUGCUAAACACUUGGCGUAAUUAUACCAAACUUUAUUUAAAUGCUACCCGCUUUUAUCAUAUCUACAAUACAGAAUCACCAAGUUCACCUUAUACAAAAGUACCUGGAGCAUUAAAUUCUACAGCAAGAAAUAAUCCCUUUCAUGGAUUAGAUAUGCUUAUUUUAACGGGAAAUAGUGAUGAAUACGGGUUAAUUUCACCGUAUUACAAGAGUACACUACAGAAUGCUUUCUAUAAUUUUAUUCAUUAUGGUACAUUUGAUAGUAAUUGUGAAAUUCAGGAAUCUUUUGAUGGUGGAAAAAUGCAGUUAGGCUGUUCAGUAAACGCUCAUGGAAUAAGACGAGUACAAACAGAUGAUCCACUUGACAUCAUCUGUAAUCAUGUAAACUGGACGGAAAAUUUUCACAAAUUAGCUUUACAAGAAUAA